Engraulis encrasicolus (European anchovy) is the source of this 564-nucleotide messenger RNA. RefSeq names its product V-set and transmembrane domain-containing protein 5-like. Bases 1 to 564 code for a protein of 187 amino acids. The transcript has 3 exons. Lineage: Eukaryota; Metazoa; Chordata; Actinopteri; Clupeiformes; Engraulidae. The record is from RefSeq and is a predicted model, not a curated record.
AUGCCACUCGAGAGUCUUGGUGAGGAGGGGUGUGUCUGGGGGGAGGUGACUGAGUCUGUGCUACUUCCUGCUGACAUCAGCGAUGACGUCAGCAGCUCUGGCCCCUCCCCCCUGCUUUCCUGGCGUGUCGUCACGGCGACCGGCUCGCAUCCCAUCGUCUCCUGGCGACCAGAGUCAGGCUCCGCCCCUAACGUGUCGUCGGCCUAUCAGGGCCGUGUCACCAUGCACCACAACGGCUCCCUCACCCUCUCACACCUGCGUCUAAAUGACAACGGCUAUUACGUCCUCACGGCAACCGACGCCCUUGGCAACACCAGGGAGGAGGGGCUACUGCUACAGGUCUCAGAGGUGCGUUAUGAGGACCUGCAGUACCUGGCGGUGUUCCUGCUCGUCUUGUUUGCUGUGAUGGUCUCCAUGUGGCUGCUCUACUCACACGUGUUGGCAUGGAAACGCAAGAGGCACUCCUCCUCCUCAGGUACGGUAACCCUGACAACCCCACAGCCGACCUGGAGAUACUACAGUAACCAUGACAACCCCACCACCGAAAUGGAGAUGCUUCAGUGA